Molecule: messenger RNA, 1016 nt
Organism: Maniola jurtina (meadow brown)
Lineage: Eukaryota; Metazoa; Arthropoda; Insecta; Lepidoptera; Nymphalidae
Gene: mRpS7
Product: 28S ribosomal protein S7, mitochondrial
Exons: 4
Coding region: 85-801 (238 amino acids)
Biological process (GO): translation; ribosomal small subunit assembly
Cellular component (GO): ribosome
Molecular function (GO): mRNA binding; rRNA binding; structural constituent of ribosome
Source: RefSeq, a predicted model, not a curated record
ACAAACUGAAAAUGAUCAAUGACUGGAAAAGAAAAUAAACAAUCCUAAAUAAAAAAUUAACUAUUUUUAUAGAAGUGGUUAAUAAUGAAUAGCUUACGAUAUAAAUUAAGCGGCGUUACUUAUAGUGUAUGGCAAGCGGCGAAUUUUAGUUCUCGACCAAUUUUCCUACAAUGUAGACUCUAUUCUGGACCUACAAGUUUUCCCGACUACUUCCAUAACCCAAUAUUCAGGAAAGAAGAACAAGCGAAACUGAUUGAGAGUAAUGAGCUGAGUAAGUUAGCCGCGGCUCCAGUAAAGCCGCCUGGCGUCAGCGAGACUUCUUCAGUGUACUAUGAUCCACUUGUGAACAAAGUUAUCAAUCAUGUAAUGAAAAUGGGGAACAAAAAGCUAGCUCGUGAAAUAGUUGAGAAAGCCUUUGAAAAUGUUAAAAGAACACAAAUAGAGAGAUAUCAUCUUGCAUCUACAGCUGAGGAAAAGGCAAAAGUAAUACUUGAUCCCAAGGAUAUAUUACACAAAGCAAUUGAAAAUUGUAGACCAUUACUUCAGCUUCUUCCAAUUAAAAGAGGUGGCAUUACAUACCAGGUUCCUGGUCCUAUAACAGAAAAAAGAUCUCUAUUUUUGGCCAUAAAGUGGCUUUUGGAGGCUACCAAUGACAAGGAGAGGACCAUACAUUUUCCAGAGCAAUUUGCUUGGGAGCUCCUGGAUGCAGCAAAUAACACAGGCAAAGUUGUGAAGAGAAAACAAGACCUCCAUAGACAAUGUGAAGCCAACAGAGCAUAUGCUCAUUACAGGUGGCAGUAGAUAGUGUAGAAUAUAGCUUAUGCUUAGUAAAAAUCAGUAGAUAUUUCUUUUAUAUGUAACAAAAAAUAUUUGUUAUGACUUAAGUCAUAAAUCAUAACCAGGGUUCCAAUGUUUUGUAGUAUGUUUAAUUUGUCAAAAGAAUUGCACAUUUAUCAACUCAUGAUUAUUGAUAUAUUAAACCUCAAAUAAAUUGUUGAGUUUUUAUCAUACUGGUA